ACCCUUAUUUUUUCGCUGGAUGUUUGUAAUUAUUAGUGCGUAUUUGAGCUUGGCGACGUGUAUACUGUUUGGGUGCAGCAGCAUACGCUAGGUGGAGGGAUAGCGAAAGCGAACUCAUCAGACACCUGGUUAUAAAGAUCAACCCCAUUUUUUCUUCUCCAUGAUUUUUUUUGCUUUCCGGACACACGUUUCUUCCAACCGUCCGGCUAUUUAGGUUUAUCGCGCGUUGGGUUUCCUCACGUAUCGGACUGGUCGAAGAAAAAUUUCUUUCCACUGCAGUUCUUCGCUGUCGAUCACCGAUCCGGACAACGAUCGUAAGAGAAGCUCGGUUCGUUUGCAGCACAUGAGGAUCGUUUUGGUCCGUCACCAUGUUUGAGGCGCACGCUUUGCACCUGCUUCGACAAUAUCUUGGUGAAUAUGUUCAUGGGCUCUCAGCAGAGGCUCUAAGAAUCAGUGUGUGGAAAGGUGAUGUUGUACUUAGAGACUUGACGUUAAAAGCAGAGGCACUAAAUUCACUAAGACUCCCUGUUACCGUCAAAGCUGGCUUUGUUGGUACCAUUACAUUAAAGGUUCCCUGGAAAAGUCUAGGCAAAGAACCUGUUAUUGUUCUUAUAGAUCGUGUCUUUGUUCUUGCUUGUCCUGUUCCUGAUGGCUGGACUCUCAAGGCAGAAGACAGGGAAAAGCUUUUUGAAGCCAAACUUAAACAGAUUGAGGAAGCAGAGUUGGCGACUCUUGAAGCUAAAGCCAGGUCAAAGGUGGAAAAUUCAGCAGGUGGGAAUUCAUGGCUGGGUUCUCUUAUAGCUACUAUAAUUGGAAAUCUCAAAAUCUCCAUUAGCAAUGUCCAUAUCAGAUAUGAGGAUUCUAUCAGUAAUCCUGGGCAUCCCUUUUCUUCUGGAGUUACUUUAGCAAAACUUGCUGCUGUUACAACUGAUGACCAUGGCAACGAAACUUUUGACACAAGUGGUGCACUAGAUAAAUUGAGGAAGUCAGUGCAACUUGAGAGGCUAGCGGUUUAUCAUGACUCUGACAGCCUUCCUUGGAAGAUGGAUAAGAAAUGGGUAGAUCUUAGUCCCAAGGAAUGGGUUGAGAUAUUUGAAGAUGGCAUAAAUGAACCUCUGCCUGGUCGUUCUGUUGUGUCUCCAUGGUCUAUGAAUCACAAAUACUUAGUCUCACCUAUCAAUGGAAUACUUAAAUACCAUCGCUUGGGAAAUCAAGAAAGAAAGGACCUGGAGAUUCCUUUUGAGAAGGCAUCUCUUGUCCUUAGUGAUGUUUCUUUAACAAUUACGGAGGCUCAGUACCAUGAUGUUAUUAAACUCAUGGAAGUGUUUUCCCGAUAUAGAACACGUGUCGAUGUAUCCCACUUAAGACCCAUUGUGCCAGUUUCCGACAACCCUCAUGUGUGGUGGCGGUAUGCUGCUCAGGCUGGUUUGCAACAGAAGAAAAUGUGUUACCGUUUCUCAUGGGACAGAAUCCAACAUCUUUGUCGGCUUCGUCGCCAUUAUAUUCAACUAUAUGCUGGUUCACUGCAACAGUUGUCAAAUUAUGAUUGCUCUGAAACCAGAAAAAUUGAAAAAGAUCUUGAUUCUAAAGUAAUUCUUUUGUGGAGGUUGCUUGCACAUGCUAAAGUUGAAUCUGUAAAAUCAAAAGAAGCAAAUAAUCAGAGGAGUCAAUCAAAUAGAAGUUGGUUUUCCUUUGGAUGGUGUACUUCUUCUAGUGAUAUCUCUUCUGGGAGUAGUUCAGAAGUGCCAAAGCUGAUGGAAGAGAGACUGACCAAAGAGGAAUGGCAAACAAUAAAUAAUUUACUUAGUUACCAACCUGAUGAGGAUUUACCUUCUGUUACAGGAAAGGAUACAAGUAAUAUGUUACAGUUCUUGGUAAAUGUCUCAAUUGGUCAAGCUGCCACUCGGAUCAUCAGUAUCGAUCAGACAGAGAUUGUCUGUGGUAGGUUUGAGCAACUUAAUAUCACCACCAAGCUUUACCAGAGGAGCACCCAUUGUGAUGUAUCAUUGAGAUUUUAUGGUUUGUCUGCUCCUGAAGGUUCACUUUUACAGAGUGUCAGUAGUGAACACAAGGUGAAUGCUUUGGCUGCCAGUUUUGUGUACUCACCAGUUGGAGAGAAUGUAGACUGGCAACUUUCAGCAACAAUUGCUCCCUGCCAUGUUACGGUUUUGAUGGAAAGUUGCAAUCGCUUUUUAGAGUUUAUUAAGAGAAGUAGUGCAAUCAGUCCUACUGUUGCGUUGGAGACUGCAACAGCUUUACAGAUGAAGAUAGAAGAAGUGACCCGUAGAGCUCAGGAGCAGUUUCAAAUGGUGUUGGAAGAACAAAGCAGAUUUGCGCUUGACAUUGAUAUUGAUGCUCCAAAAGUGAGAAUUCCUAUACAAACAUGUGCAUCUUCCGAAUGUAAUGGCCAAUUUCUUUUGGACUUUGGUCAUUUCACAUUGCACACCAAAGAAGGUCAGUGUGAUGAACAAAGGCAGAGCUUAUAUUCCCGUUUUUACAUAAGUGGAAAAGAUAUUGCUGCGUUCUUUAUGGACUGUUCUUCUGACAAAAAGAACUCUAUUGGAGUCUCUUCAAUUUUUGAUGGUCAACCUUUGAGAUCACCUACCUUAGAGGAUGUUGAUUGCUUCUAUUCUCUGGUUGAGAGGUGUGGGAUGACAGUUAUUAUUGAUCAGAUUAAAGUCCCUCAUCCACGUUAUCCAUCAACACGUGUUUCCAUUCAAGUGCCUAAUCUUGGCAUUCACUUUUCACCGGCUAGAUACUGCAGAGUUCAGCAAUUGUUAAAUUUAUUCCGUUGCAGUGUGGACAACACUGAUCAGACUAUGAGUGAAACUUUCCAAAUGGGUCUGGCGCCUUGGAAUCCUGCAGAUCUCUCAACUGAGGCUAAAAUUCUUGUUUGGAGGGGAAUUGGUAAUUAUGUGGCAGAGUGGCAGCCUUGUUAUCUUGUGUUAUCUGGAUUCUAUCUUUAUGUUUUGGAGUCUGAGGCAUCCCAGAAUUACCAACGAUGCUCAAGUAUGGCAGGUCAACAAGUAUCUGAAGUUCCUCCAUCAAGUAUUGGUGGUUCGCCUUUUUCCAUUGCUGUGUGUUCGAGGGGAAUAGAUAUUCAGAAGGCUCUUGAAUCUUCAAACACUAUGAUCAUAAAACUCCGGGAUGAUGAGGAGAAGGCUACUUGGUUGAAGGGACUAAUACAAGCCACUUAUAGAGCUUCUGCUCCUCCUUCUGUCGAUGUACUAGGUGAAUCAAAUGAUGGUGCUUUUGAACUUGGUGAAUCUCAAACUGCUAAUCCAAGAACGGCUGACCUUGUCAUCAAUGGGGUGUUGCUAGAAACAAAGCUAUUAAUAUAUGGGAAGGCUUGUGUUGAAGUCCAUGAAAAACUUAAAGAGACUCUUAUUCUUGAGAUCCUUGCUGGUGGAGGAAAGGUGCAUCUUGUUCAAUCACAGGAGGAACUGACUGUCAAGAUGAAACUACAUUCUCUUAAGAUUAAGGAUGAGCUUCAAGGUCGUCUUUCGACGUCUACACAAUAUUUAGCCUGUUCUGUGCUCAGUGGUGAUGAUGUAACUUCUUCACUUGCUGAUUUAGAUCCUAAUGUGAAAGAGUUAUCCAUGAUGCUUCCGGAGGAUGAUGAAUGUUUUAAAGAUGCUCUAUCUGAUUUCAUGCCUAAUCCUGAUACCAGUGUUUACUCAGCAAUUACUGAUAUCCCUGAUGGUUUAAAGCAUGAAUCUUCGGAUAUCAGUGGGCAUUGUGUUGGAUUUGAUUCUACUGAAGAUUUUAUUCCUGAUAGUGAUUCAGCAGAAGGGAAGGGUAUUGCUGCUGAGAUGUUCUAUGAGGCACUGGAGAAUGAUACUUCUGAUUUUGUUGCUUUUAUCUUUUCAUCAAAGAGUCCUAGCUCUCCCUUUUAUGAUGGUAUUGAUUCGCAGAUGAAAAUUCGCAUGUCUAAGUUGGAAUUUUUUUGCAAUAGACCUACUCUUGUUGCUUUAAUUGAGUUUGGUUUGGAUCUGAGCUCAGAAAAUUCUGGGGUAGGCAGCCCAAAUGAGAAUAGUGAUCCUGUAGUUGAAUCUUCUCAGAUCAGAGAAAAGACGGAAGAAAAUGAACGUUCUUUUGUUAAGGGUUUGCUGGGCUAUGGUAAAAGCCGUAUAGUUUUUAAUUUGAGUAUGGAUGUUGACAGUGUCUGCGUAUUUCUGAACAAGGAGGAUGGUUCUCAGCUUGCCAUGUUUGUGCAAGAGAGUUUUUUGUUUGAUUUGAAGGUUCACCCAGGCUCUCUUUCUAUAGAGGGCACACUGGGAAAUUUCAGGCUGUGUGAUAUGUCUCUUGGGCCAGACCACUGUUGGGGUUGGCUUUGUGAUAUACGGAAUCAGGGUACAGAAUCCCUUAUUAAGUAUAUAUUUAAAUCAUACAGUGCUGAAGAUGAUGAUUAUGAAGGGUAUGAUUAUAGCUUAUGCGGUCGUCUUUCUGCAGUACGCAUUGUCAUCCUUUAUCGAUUUGUUGAAGAGAUAACUGCAUACUUUAUGGAACUUGCCAGUCCCCGCACUGAAGAAGUAAUUAAGCUUGUUGAUAAAGUUGGGGGCUUUGAGUGGUUGAUUCAGAAAUAUGAGAUGGAUGGAGCAGCUGCAUUAAAGCUGGACCUUUCACUGGACACUCCAAUAAUUGUUCUUCCACGAAAUUCAAUGAGCAAAGAUUAUAUUCAACUUGAUUUGGGACAGCUACAAGUGAAAAAUGAAUUGUUGUGGCACGGAUGCCCUGACAAAGAUCCUUCAGCUGUCCAUCUUGAUGUACUUCAUGCUGAGUUACUUGGAAUCAACAUGGCUGUCGGAGUUAAUGGUGUUAUAGGAAAGGCGGUGAUACGAGAAGCCCAAGGUUUUCAUGUCUAUGUACGCCGCAGUUUGAGGGAUGUUUUUAGAAAAGUUCCAACAUUUUCCCUUGAAGUUCGGGUUGGUUUAUUACAUCUAUUGAUGUCUAAUAAGGAGUAUCAUGUUAUUCUUGAUUGUGCAAUCAUGAAUAUGUCUGAAGAGCCAAGACUACCACCUAGCUUUCGCAAAAUGUCAGAUACAACAGAUACAAUUCGCAUGUUGACUGACAAGGUGAAUAUAAAUAGCCAGAACUUACUGUCACGUACUGUUACUAUAAUGGCGGUUGAAGUCAACUAUGCCUUACUGGACUUGUGCAAUGGCAUUGAUGAAGAGUCACCUCUAGCUCGUGUUGCUCUGGAAGGGCUUUGGGUAUCUUAUCGGACGACUUCACUGUCUGAAACAGAUAUUUAUAUAACUAUCCCUUUAUUCUCUAUUCUGGACAUUCGCCCUGAUACGAAGUCUGAAAUGCGCCUGAUGCUGGGAUCCUCCUCAGAUGUACUCAGACAAAGUUCUGCUGGAAAUGUUCCUGUUUCUUUGAACAAAAGUGAAAAUGUGAGGAUGGACCCUGAAGCUUCCCAUGAUAUGGAUGUUCCUAUUUCAACUAUGCUAUUGAUGGACUACAGACUACGCUCAUCUUCUUGCUCACUUGUUGUUCGCAUCCAGCAGCUUCGUGUACUUGUUAUUUUAGAUUUUCUUCUCGCAGUGGUUGAAUUUUUUGUGCCAUCUUUGGGAGCAAUAACUGGUAGGGAGGAAACUUUGGAUCCCAACAAUGAUCCAUUAACUAGAAAUAACAGCAUCAUACUCUCAUCACCUCUUUACAAGCAGAAAGAUGAUGUGGUCCAUCUAUCUCCAUGUAAGCAGUUAAUAGCUGAUGCUGUAGGGGUUGAUGAAUACAUAUAUGAUGGUUGUGGAGGGACAAUCUGUUUGAGUGAAGAAAUUGAUCUGAAAGAAAUAUCAUCUUCAAGAUUACAUCCUAUCAUUGUUAUUGGACAUGGCAAAAAGUUGCGUUUCAUGAAUGUAAAAAUUGAGAAUGGUGACCUUUUGAGGAAGCGUACAUACUUGAGCAAUGAUAGUAGCUAUUCAGUCUCAGUAGAAGAUGGUGUCAACAUUUUAUUGUUAGAAAGUUUCACUUCUAAUAGUGAUACAAAGAGUCAGAGAAAUUUGCAUGGAUCAUCUGAUACCUUAGCUACUGCUGCAGCAGAUACCAACAAUGAUUUUAAUAUGCAAAGUUUUACAUUUGAAGCCCAGGUUGUAUCUUCUGAGUUCACCUUCUUUGAUAGUACGAAGUCAUCCUUGGAUGAAUUCUUACAUGGUGAAAAGCUUCUCCGUGCAAAAAUGGAUUUAAGCUUCAUGUAUGCUUCAAAAGCAGAUGAUACUUGGAUACGGACUCUUGUGAAGGAUCUCACUUUUGAAGCUGGUUCAGGUCUUAUAGUUCUUGAUCCAGUGGACAUUUCUGGGGGGUAUACCUCAGUUAAGGACAAGACAAAUAUAUCGUUGAUAUCAACCAAUAUAUGCUUCCACCUAUCCUUGAGUGUUAUAUCUCUUGUCCUUAACUUGCAAAAUCAGGCAGCUGCAGCACUACAAUUUGGAAAUGCAGAUCCUUUAGCUUCUUGCUCCAACUUUGAUCGACUUUGGGUGUCACAAAAAGGAAUUGCACCUGGUUACAACCUCACAUUUUGGAGACCACGAGCUCCUUCAAACUAUGUUAUAUUGGGUGACUGUGUGACAUCAAGGCCAGCCCCUCCAUCCCAGGCAGUAAUGGCUAUUGGUAACACUUAUGGUCGAGUACGGAAGCCUCUUGGUUUUAAGCUAAUUGGUUUGUUCUCGGAUAUUCAAGGGUUGGAAGGACAAGAGGGAAAAUCUGAUAGCGAUGAUGAUUGCUCACUUUGGUUACCCAUUGCACCACCAGGAUAUUCAGCAUUAGGGUGUGUUGCUCAGAUUGGAAGCAAACCACCACCUAAUCACAUUGUGCAUUGCAUACGCUCAGAUCUCUUGACUUCUACAACAUUUUCAGAGUGCAUUUUUAGUGUUUCAUCAAACCCAAGAUUCUCCUCUGAAUUUAGCAUUUGGCGUGUGGAUAAUGUCUUUGGAUCAUUUAUUGCUCAUCUUGCCACAGACUGCCCUUCCAAGAACCAUAGUUAUGAUUUGGGUUAUAUUCUUCUAAGGAGCUCGUACUGCUUUCUUUCUUCCUCUGAAACUUCGACAUCAGAUCUUGCUGUUGACCAUUUCAGCAGAAAUGAUCAAGAUAGAAGGUCUGUUGGUUCCUCUGCAUGGGAUGUUCUUAGGUCAAUUUCAAAACCAAGCAGUUAUUAUGUGUCAACACCACAUUUUGAGAGGGUUUGGUGGGACAAGGGUAGUGACAUCCGCCGACCAAUCUCAAUAUGGAGACCAAUACCACGUCCUGGCUUUGCCAUACUUGGUGAUUGCAUAAUUGAAGGCUUGGAACCACCUGCAUUGGGUAUAACUUUUGUGGCUGAUAAUCCUGAGAUUUCUGCAAAGCCUGUGCAAUUCACUAAAGUUGCCCAUAUUGUGGCAAAAGGUAUUGAUGAGGCUUUCUUCUGGUACCCAAUUGCUCCCCCUGGUUAUGCAUCUCUUGGAUGCAUAGUAUCAAAAACAGAUGAAGCACCACAUAUGGACUUCUUUUGCUGCCCACGCAUGGAUCUUGUUAACCAAACUAAUAUUCUCGAGGUGCCCAUUUCAAGAUCUUCAAGUUCAAAGGGUUCUCAUUGCUGGAGUAUUUGGAAAGUUGAAAACCAGGCCUGCACUUUUCUUGCUCGUGCUGAUUUGAAGAAACCAUCAAGCCGGUUGGCAUACACAAUUGGUGAUUCUAUGAAGCCAAAGACACGGGAAAACAUAAGCGCUGAGAUGAAGCUUAGAUGCUUCUCUUUAACUGUCCUAGACAACUUGUGUGGGAUGAUGAUGCCGCUAUUUGAUGUGACUAUUACAAAUAUUAACCUUGCAACACAUGGAAGUUUAGAGGCAAUGAAUGCAGUAUUAAUAUCUUCUAUUGCUGCAUCUACAUUCAAUACACAACUAGAAGCAUGGGAGCCACUUGUGGAGCCUUUUGAUGGAAUAUUCAAGUUUGAAACAUAUAAUUCUGAUGUCAAUCGGCCAUCAAAGGUUGGAAAGCGGGUACGUCUUGCUGCAACAAGUAUUGUAAAUCUUAAUGUGAGUGCUGCAAAUCUAGAAACUUUUGCAGAAACCAUUGUUUCAUGGAGAAGACAGGCUGAGCUUCAGGAGAAGUCAACAAAAGCAAAUGAGGAUGCUGAUUAUCAUUUUAGGCAUGGAGAUAAUUCAAGCUUUUCAGCAUUGGAGGAAUAUGAUUUUCAGACUGUCAUUAUAGAGAACAGACUUGGAUGUGACAUUCAUUUGAAGAAGGUUGAGCAAGAGGCAGAAAAAAUUGAAAUGCUACAUCCUGAGGACUGUUCUUCUGCAUGGGUUCCACCUCAAAAGUUUUCUGAUAGAUUAAAUGUUGCAACUGAAUCCAGGGUAGCACGCUUUUAUGUUGCUGUGCAGAUAUUCGAGUCUAGGGGUGUACCCAUCCUUGAUGAUGGCAAUAGUCAUAACUUCUUCUGUGCCAUACGCCUUCUAGUUGAUAGCCAGGCAACGGAUCAACAAAGGCUUUUCCCUCAGAGUGCAAGGACUAAGUGUGUUAAGCCUUUGCUUUUCAAGAAUAAUAACCUGGAUGAGGGCACUGCCAGGUGGAAUGAACUUUUCAUAUUUGAAGUUCCAAGGAAGGGAUUGGCUAAGUUGGAGCUAGAGGUAACAAAUUUAUCAGCAAAAGCUGGGAAAGGUGAAGUUGUUGGUGCGUCUUCUAUUCCAAUCGGACAUGGUGCAAGUACUCUGAAGAAGGUAUCCUCAGUAAGAAUGCUGCAUCAACCAUCUGAUGUUCCAAAGCUUAUUUCAUAUCCUUUAAGGAAAAAAGGUCAAAUGAACACCAAUGAAGGAAUGCAUGAUUGUGGAUUUUUGGUAGUUUCUACAACUUAUUUUGAAAGAAAAUCAAUUACAAACUUUCAAAGGGAGGCUGAAAGUGCAACUGAAAAUGAUAAAGAUGUAGGUUUCUGGGUGGGCCUUGGACCAAAGGGUCCAUGGGUAAGCAUUCGGUCAUUGCUUCCAGUGUCUGUUGUUCCUAAAACAUUGAAAGAAAACUUCUUUGCCUUGGAAGUUGUCAUGAAGAAUGGCAAGAAGCAUGCAAUCUUCCGUGGCCUUUCAAGAGUCAUAAAUGAUUCAGAUAUUAAAAUAGAUCUGUCUCUAUGCCCUGAGUCUAUGCUUCAUAGCCAUAUUCUCUCAGCUUCAAAAUCAAGCUGCUGUAACAUUGUUGUAGAAGAGGUCUUUGAGAAUCAGCGGUAUCAACCAAUUUCUGGUUGGAGUAGCAAGUGGCUUCGUGGUAAUGAUCCAGGAUGCUGGAGCACCAGGGACUGCUCAUACACAUCUAAGGACUUCUUUGAGCCUAGCAUCCCUCCUGGAUGGCAAUGGACAUCUUCCUGGACCAUCGAUAGGUCUCAAUGUGUAGAUAUUGAAGGUUGGGCAUAUGCACCUGACUAUCAGAGUUUAAAGUGGCCUCCAACUACUUCCAAAUCAUGCACAAAAUCACCUCUAGAUUUUGUGCGCUGUAGGCGUUGGAUCCGUACAAGGCAACAACAAAGUGAGGAAAACACUAAUAGCGUGAAUAAUUUUGCUUGUGUUGUUAGUCCAGGAACAUCAGUCGCUUUACCUUGGAGUAGUACAGCAAGGGAUUCUGACCUUUGCUUGCAAGUUCGUCCUUUUGUUGAAUAUACUCGAUCCCCAUACUCCUGGGCUUAUGCAGCUACUUUUGGUUCUGGCAAUGGUCACGGAAAUGAUCAAUCCCUAACUGAUUAUAGUUCACUCUCUAGACAAGUGCAGCCAGGAAAUACAUUGCCAGUUUUUACUUUUAAGUUGAACCAACUUGAGAAAAAAGAUGUUCUCUUAUAUUGUUGCCCCAGUCAAGGUAGUAAAAAGUAUUUUUGGCUUAGCGUUGGAACAGAUGCCUCUGUUCUGCAAACUGAACUGAAUACACCUGUUUAUGAUUGGAAAAUAUCUAUCAAUUCUCCUCUGAAGUUGGAGAAUAGACUUCCUUGUCCUGCAGAAUUUACUAUCUGGGAGAAAACAAAAGAAGGGAAUAGUGUUGAGCGGCAACAUGGAAUUAUUUCAUCCCGCAAUAGCGUACAUAUUUAUUCAGCAGAUAUACGGAAACCUAUUUAUCUUACAUUAUUUGUCCAAGGGGGUUGGGUUUUGGAAAAGGACCACAUUCUGCUUCUGGAUAUUUUAUCUUAUGAUCAUAUUACAUCUUUUUGGAUGAUUCACCGACAAAGUAAAAGGAGACUUCGUGUGAGCAUUGAACGUGACAUGGGAGGAACUAAUGCUGCACCAAAAACGCUCAGGUUUUUUGUUCCAUAUUGGCUUAGUAAUGAUUCAUCUCUACCGUUAGCAUACCGGGUGGUGGAAAUUGAACCUGGGGACAGUUUUGAGAAUGAUUCCCUUCUACUCCCCAGAGCAGUUAGAUCAGCAAAAAUCUUGAAAAAUUCUGCCAGUUCAAAUGACGGGAGAUUCACUGGAGCAAGAAAAAACAUUCAAGUGCUAGAGGUAAUUGAGGAUUCAAGUCAAAGCACCAUCAUGUUAUCUCCACAAGAUUAUGCAGGCCGAACUGGUGCUUUUCAAUUUCAAUCUCGAAAUGACACAUAUUUAUCCCCCCGUGUGGGAAUUGCUGUUACCAUUCGCCAUUCUGAAUAUUACAGUCCUGGAAUAUCACUUCUUGAACUGGAAAACAAGGAGAGAGUUAAUGUCAAGGCAUUUGCUUCAGAUGGAUCAUAUUACAACCUUUCAGCAUUACUUAACAUGACAUCAGACAGAACAAAGGUCAUUCAUUUUCAACCACACACAUUAUUUUUCAAUAGGACUGGUCAGAGUCUAUCUUUACAGCAAUGUGAGACCCAGUCGAUACAGUACGCUCAUCCAACUGAUCCUCCAAAGCCAUUUCAAUGGAAAUCUACAGCCAAAGAUGAAAUGUUAAAGUUGCGGGUGGAUGGAUACAGAUGGAGUACACCAUUUAGCAUUGGAAGUGAAGGUGUCAUGUGUGUCUCCUUGAAGAACAAUGUAGGAAGUGACCAGAUGUAUCUAAGUGUAGAAGUACGAAGUGGAGCAAAAGGCUCACGCUAUGAAGUUAUUUUCCGACCAUCAUUUCCAAGCCCUUACAGGAUCGAGAACCGUUCUAUGUUUUUACCUGUACGUUAUCGACAAGUUGAUAGUACUAGUGAUUUUUGGUGGACGCUUCUUCCUAAUGCAGCAGCUUCAUUUCUUUGGGAAGAUAUUGGUAGAAGACGAUUAUUGGAACUCAUGGUGGAUGGAAAUGACCCCUUAAAAACAGAGAAGUAUAAUAUUGAUCAGAUUUUUGACUACCAGCCCAUUCAUGUUGCGGGGGGACCUGUUAGGGCUUUACGUGUUACUGUCCUGAAAGAAGAGAAAAUCAAUGUGAUUAAGAUUAGCGAUUGGAUGCCAGAAGAUGACACCUCUGCAACUGUUCCUAGAAGUUCAUUACAUUUGCCGCAACUAACCAGAAAUGAUUCACUACAUCAACAACCAAUUUCUAAUACAGAUUGUGAAUUUCAUUUUCUUGUUGAGCUUGCAGAGCUAGGCUUAUCUAUUAUUGAUCACACACCUGAGGAGAUACUUUAUCUUUCUAUACAGAAUCUUCUGCUGUCACAUUCGAGUGGCUUGGGCUCUGGAAUCAGUAGGAUCAAGUUACGGAUGCAAACAAUCCAAGUGGAUAACCAAUUGCCAUUGACACAAAUGCCUGUUCUCUUCAGGCCACAAAGAGUUGGGGAACAAAUUGAUUACAUAUUAAAAUUGUCUAUGACAACGCAAUCAAAUGGUUUACUAGAUUUAUGUGUGUAUCCAUAUAUCGGUCUCCAUGUUCCUGACAAAUCAGCAUUUUUGAUAAACAUCCACGAACCCAUCAUAUGGCGCAUUCAUGAAAUGAUCCAGCAAGUUAACACAAGUAGAUUAUUUGGCAGUCAAACAACUGCUGUGUCAGUUGAUCCAAUUAUACAAAUAGGGAUAUUAAACAUCUCAGAAAUCCGGUUCAAGGUAUCAAUGGCUAUGUCACCAACUCAGCGGCCAAAGGGUGUCCUUGGGUUUUGGUCAUCUUUGAUGACUGCAUUGGGUAACACUGAGAAUAUGCCUAUCAGGAUUAAUCAGAGGUUUAGUGAAGUUGUAUGCACGAGGCAGAGUUCUCUUAUUAGCUCUGCUAUUUCGAACAUUCAGAAGGAUCUUCUUGGUCAGCCUCUUCAACUGAUAUCAGGUGUUGAUAUACUUGGUAAUGCAAGCAGUGCACUUGGACAUAUGAGCAAAGGUGUUGCAGCUCUAUCAAUGGAUAAGAAAUUCAUCCAAAGCAGGCAGAGACAGGAAAGCAAAGGUGUGGAGGACAUUGGUGAUGUUAUCAGAGAGGGGGGUGGGGCCCUAGCCAAAGGAUUGUUCAGAGGAGUCACUGGCAUCUUAACAAAGCCUCUUGAAGGAGCAAAAUCAUCUGGUGUUGAGGGUUUUGUUCAGGGUGUUGGUAAAGGAUUAAUAGGUGCAGCUGCACAACCAGUGAGUGGGGUCCUGGAUCUUUUGUCAAAAACUACUGAAGGUGCAAAUGCAAUGAGAAUGAAAAUAGCUUCUGCUAUAACAUCAGACGAACAACUACUACGCAGGAGGCUACCUCGAGUAAUUAGUGGUGAUAAUUUGCUCCGCCCAUAUGAUGAGUACAAAGCACAGGGACAGGUUAUCCUACAACUGGCACAGUCUGGUACAUUGUUUCUUCAAGUUGAUUUCUUUAAAGUUCGGGGGAAAUUUGCUUUGUCAGACGCAUAUGAAGACCACUUCUUACUUCCAAAAGGAAAGAUAAGUGUAGUCACCCAUCGAAGAGUCAUACUAUUGCAACAACCCUCUAACAUUGUGGCCCAGAGGAAGUUCAACCCUGCAAGAGAUCCAUGUUCAGUAUUGUGGGAUGUCUUAUGGAAUGACCUCAUGAGAAUUGAAAUGGCACACAGAAAGAAAGACAACCAGAGAUCUCCACCCUCAAAGCUUAUUCUCUAUCUAAAGACAAAAUCAUCAGACUCAAAGGAACAGACCCGUGUUAUCAAAUGCAACCGUGAAACUCAACAGGCUCUUGAAAUACGUUCUGCAAUAGAGCAAGCAAUGAACACUUAUGGGCCCAACCACUCAAUGGAAAUGCAUAAGAAAAAGGUGAUGAGACCAUAUUCACCAAGUACUGACGGUACAUGUGAAGUAUUUCCAAAAGAUGGUAUCAGUAGUUGGAGCCCCCAACAGGUUCCAACAUCAGUGCACCUGAAUUCCGUUUUUGGUAACAGAACUUGAUCCAACAGAAAGCAGGGGCCCUAGUGGAAAUGAUUUCUGUGGUUUAUUAUCUAGGGAGUAUCAUGGAUCCCAUCUGCCAGCUUAUUCAUAUUGCUUUAAAGGUGGAGAUAAUGAUAAAAAAUUGUAAAGAUCCCACCAUAUUGAUCUUUGCAAGAUCCUGCAGAAGCAUCUCUUAAGUCUUAAGCUUUUCCGAGGAAAGAGGAUGAAUAAGGGCACUGGGGGAAUGAAUCUCUAUCAACUCUCUUGUAUAUUCAAAUUUUCAUUGUGAAUAGCAACAGUAGCUCCAUUAAGUUGGAAGAUCCGAAGAUAAAAGCAAUGUGAGCCCCACGGCGGUGAGCGCUGCUGAAGUCCUUAAAUCAACAAGGAUGGAAUGUAAAUGAGGAUUUUGUGCGAAAAGACAGACCUAUGGUCGUUUUAACCCCUCCUUAUUGAUCGACUCUAUAGUCUAUACAAGCCAGAGCAGCCUCACGAGUUGGACAAUUAAUGAAGGCAAAGUCUUUUCUCUUAA
Molecule: messenger RNA, 13728 nt
Organism: Nelumbo nucifera (sacred lotus)
Lineage: Eukaryota; Viridiplantae; Streptophyta; Magnoliopsida; Proteales; Nelumbonaceae
Source: RefSeq, a predicted model, not a curated record